Messenger RNA from Staurois parvus, 306 nucleotides. NCBI's taxonomy places the organism in Eukaryota, Metazoa, Chordata, Amphibia, Anura, Ranidae. The record is from the annotation of a GenBank genome assembly.
GUCUCUGGUCAUCUCCUGUACUGUGUCCACAGUCUCUGGUCUCUGUACUAUGUCCAGUCUCUGGUCUCCCCUGUAGUGUCCACAGUCUCUGGUCAUCCCCUGUACUAUGUCCACAGUCUCUGGUCAUCUCCUUCUAUGUCCACAGUCUCUGGUCAUCUCCUGUACUAUGUCCACAGUCUCUGGUCAUCUCCCUGUACUAUGUCCACAGUCUCUGGUCAUCUCCUGUACUAUGUCCACAGUCUCUGGUCAUCUCCUGUACUAUGUCCACAGUCUCUGGUCAUCUCCUGUACUAUGUCCACAGUCUCU